GGGGCAGCUGCGGAGUUCCAUAACCAUAGCAACCGCAUCAGCACCGCGGCGGCGGCGCGGGCAGCAGCGCUCGCUCCUCCUCCAGGCAGCCUCGCCGCGGGCACCGGAGACCCAGCUCGCGGUCGCCCGGACCCCGCGGAGCGCCCACCGCCGCUGCGGAGAGCCGGCAGGGAGCGAGCCGGCGCGGCCCGGAGCCGAGGGGAGCCCUGCAGCGGGAGACAGGUAAUGAACCAAAAAGAUCAUGUCUGAAGUACAAGGAACGGUUGAGUUUUCUGUAGAGCUACAUAAAUUUUAUAAUGUGGAUCUCUUUCAGAGAGGGUAUUACCAGAUCCGAGUGACCUUGAAGGUGUCCUCAAGGAUCCCCCACAGACUGAGCACCUCCGUCGUCAGGCAGACAGACGGCAACAGCCUGCACUCCGCCUGCGCCCACGAGAACGCCGUGCACAGCCGGAUCUUUCAGAUCUUAUACAGGAAUGAAGAGGUGCCCAUCAAUGACGCCGUGAUCUUCCGAGCUCAUCUGCUCUUAGACGGAGAAAGGGUGGAAGAGGCACUAAGUGAAGUCGAUUUUCAGCUCAAGGUGGAUCUCCACUUUACAGACAGUGAACAGCAGCUGAGGGACGUGGCGGGGGCACCCCUGAUUAGCAGCCGCACGCUCGGCCUGCACUUCCACCCCCGAAGAGGCCUGCACCACCAGGUCCCCGUCAUGUUCGACUAUUUCCACCUGUCGGUGAUCUCGGUGACCAUCCACGCGGCCCUGGUGGCUCUGCAGCAGCCCCUGAUCAGUUUUACCCGUCCGGGAAGAGGGUCCUGGCUUGGUAAAGGCGGCCCAGACACGGGACCGGAGCAGUCCAGCCUCUCUCUGGAGAACCUGGUCUUCGGAGCUGGGUACUGCAAGCCGACUUCCUCGGAGGGGAGUUUCUAUGUGCCCUCGGAGAACUGCAUGCAGCACGCACACAAGUGGCACCGAGAGCUGUGCUUCCUGCUCCUGCACGCCUACCGGGGGCUCCGCGCCUACUUCCAGGUCAUCAUGAGGGACGUCCCCGAGCUGCCGCACGCGGAGCUGGAGUCCCUUGCUGUUGAGGAAACGCUUUCUCAGCUGUGCUCCGAGCUACAGGUGUUGAACAAUCCAGAGAAGAUCGCUGAGCAGAUAAGUAAGGAUCUCGCCUGGCUCACCUCCCACCUGAUGGCUCUCUGGACCCAGUUCCUAGACACGGUGACUCUGCACUCCCAGGUGACCACUUACCUCAGCCAGGAACAUCACACCUUGAGGGUCCGAAGGUUUUCUGAGGCCUUCUUUUAUAUGGAGCACCAAAAAGUUGCAGUCCUGACCUUUCAGGAAAAUCUGAUACAGACCCACAGCCAGCUGUCUCUGGACAUCCGGAAUUCAGAGUAUCUCACCACCAUGCCCCCGCUGCCCGCAGAGUGUCUGGACAUCGAUGGUGACUGGAACACCCUGCCGGUUAUCUUUGAGGACAGAUACGUGGACUGCCCUGCAACAGGGCACAGUUUGAGUGUUUCCCCGAAUUUUGAUGUUCAAAUAAGUCCCGCAAUAAUGAAUCUGAAAGACAGAGAAGAGAGCCCGGUUGUAAAUAGAAAAUCACCUUUCAGGGAAGACCUUGUCUCGCCCGCCAUGAAACCACCCCAGAUGGACUCCGACGAGGAAGUUCUGAGGUGUCCAGAGGCAGAUGACAGUGCAGCUACACCAAAACAGGUGGAUGUGUGCUCCGAAUCUCAGGUGUAUCUGACAAUCGGUGAGGUCCAGAACAAGGCAGGUUUGCCUGAAGAUGAAUGUUGGGCUGGCCCGAGGGCCGAUGUUGGAACACGUCCCCUGGCAGAUGAGGACCUGCCCAGAAGGAGGCCGGGUCCAGAGGAUGGCCAGCCCCCGGUACUCACCUACAUUGAUGUGAAAUCUAGCAAUAGGGACCCGUGCGGCCCUGAACCCACGGUGGUCGUUAGUGCUCAGCACGAGAGUGGGCACUCCCGAGAUAACUAUGAACCCGCCAGAACUGUGCCGGGCAAGGAGGUAUCAGGUACAAGUCGUCCACAUGCCAUCUCUUCAGAGAAAACAACACUCCGUGAGUUAAGUCCUCUAGGAAAGGUUGCAGACCGAGACGGCAAGGUGGUGCUGCUAAGCCUGAAGCUCAUCCCCUCUGAGCCCUGCGAUCCACUGAACUCUGCUUUGAGGGAUCCCUUGGAUGUUAGGGCUUCCCCAAAGGACCCUCCCUCAGAGGAGCAGGAGGAAGUGUCGGUGCUCUCUGGGGUCAUCAAGAGAUCUUCUUCCGUCGUCUCCGAUUCAGGCAUUGAGAGUGAGCCGAGCUCUGUCGCUUGGUCCGAGGCGCGAAGCAGGGCCCCGGAGUUACCCAGCGACCGGGAACCCUUGCACCAUCUGCUUCGAAGACACGGCCUGCACAGGAACUCCUUGGAGGGCGGACACACGGAGAGCAACACGAGUUUGCCGAGUGGGAUCCAGGCGUCCCUCACCUCCAUUAGCUCUUUGCCUUUUGAGGAGGAGGAACGGGAGUUGGCCCUCACCAAGUUGACCAAGUCCGUAUCUGCACCCCAGAUCAGUAGCCCGGAGGAGUCUGCUGGAGACACAGACGCCAUGCAGCAAGGUGGGCCUCUUGCUGAAAGUUGCACCGUGCCCGUCGAGACCAUAGACUCCCCGGGAUCCAGGACGCGGGACGCUGGGGCACAGGUGGUUUCAGGUGCCGACAACCAGCAGGGCCCCGGUUACAUAGACAUCCCCAAAGGUAAAGAGAGUCAGUCUGAGCCUCAAGGACCUUGCUGUCUUGAUGGCAGGAUGGAGAACCCUCCAGGUGUGGAAACCAAAGGUCUUCAUUUAAAAAUACCGCGUAUCAUAGCCCUUGAAAACCCUGGGAAUGGAUCUUUCCCUAGAGUACUAAAGGAGACCCCAAAGGGCAUGCCUGAGGACUUGAAACUGGAGAAAGGAGCUCGUUCCCACAGCAGCAUCUCAGAUGAUGAGACUGUUGCCCACCGUACGGUGCCUGCGUUGAACUAUACCGCAGUUGCUGACGCCGUCGACCUGGGCUCAGCAGGCAAGCAGAGCAGCUCACCUUGUAUCAUGGAUGAUGCAGAGUUCAGCAAGGGAGCCAAUGCUGUCCUGGAGGCUGGGCGUGAAGCGGGCACUGCGUGCCCCACCGUGACCCACUCCGUUCACUCCCAGGUCUUAGGAGACCAAGAGCCAAGGGCAGGCACUUCCGUUAUGGUGUCCCACCUGCCCCCGGCAGAGACCUUCACCCUGGACAGCCUGAAAGCCGUGGAGGUCGUCAACCUGUCCGUGUCUUGCACUGCCACGUGUCUCCCUUUCUCGUCUGUGCCCAAGGAGACCCCUGCCAGGGCCGGAUUCGCUUCCAAACAGACCCCAUUGCCUAUCACUCACCAACCUUUGGGUUCCUUUGGAGUCGUUUCCACUCAUUCCAGCAAGUUGGAGGAAGAAGUCAGUGAGAGGAUGUUCAGUUUUUAUCAGGCCAAAGAAAAAUUUAAAAAAGAACUGAAGAUUGCUGGAUUUCUGUACAGUGACUUAUCUGUACUAGCUUCUGAUAUACCGUAUUUCCCACCAGAGGAAGAGGAAGAAAAUUUGGAAGAUGGGAUUCACCUGGUAGUCUGUGUCCAUGGCCUAGAUGGGAACAGUGCAGACCUCCGCCUGGUGAAGACUUUCAUAGAGCUGGGACUUCCGGAAGGAAAGCUGGACUUCCUAAUGUCCGAGAAGAAUCAGGUGGACACAUUUGCAGACUUUGAUACCAUGACAGAUCGCUUGUUGGAUGAGAUCAUUCAGCACAUCCAGCUGUACAACCUCUCCAUAUCCCGAAUUAGCUUCAUUGGCCACUCCCUUGGCAACAUCAUCAUCCGGUCGGUCCUAACGCGGCCCCGGUUCCGGUAUUACCUCAACAAACUGCACACAUUCCUGUCGCUGUCCGGGCCUCACCUGGGGACCCUGUACAACAACAGCACGCUGGUUAGUACAGGCUUGUGGCUCAUGCAGAAAUUAAAGAAAUCCGGGUCCCUUCUGCAGCUGACCUUCAGGGAUAAUGCUGAUCUGCGCAAAUGUUUCCUCUACCAACUCAGCCAGAAAACAGGUCUGCAGUAUUUUAAAAAUGUCGUGCUGGUAGCUUCUCCCCAAGAUCGCUACGUGCCAUUUCAUUCAGCCCGGAUCGAGAUGUGCAAAACUGCCCUCAAAGACAGACAUACGGGGCCCGUGUACGCGGAGAUGAUCAAUAACCUUCUGCGCCCGCUGGUUGAGGCCAAGGACUGCACUUUGAUCCGACACAACGUGUUCCACGCCUUGCCCAACACUGCCAACGCCCUGAUUGGCCGCGCCGCCCACAUCGCCGUGCUGGACUCAGAGCUCUUCCUGGAGAAGUUCUUCCUGGUGGCGGGGCUCAAAUACUUCAAGUAGUAGGGGGCGGGGGCCUUGCCGGAAGCCUGGCGAUCCGCGAGAGCUUUAGCUGAGACGUCCUUGUACAGCCCGCUGCCACUCCAGGAAGAGCUCGGAGAGGAAGGCACCGAGGCAAGGAGGGUGGGGUGGGACCGGCCAUUCGAGGUGCUUCCAUUUUGGAGAUGUGGGAAAGCUGAACCAGUACAGUAACGCAGAAGACAAGACUUUGCCCGAACCUGUCUAGCCACCUGGAGUCUCCUUCAAGAUAUGGAGGGAAACUAUGACAAAAUAAAGCAACAGAAUACUUGGGACUUGGCGAGCCCACCUUUUUAUCCACCACCGGCUCCCAGAGAGAUCGUUCUUGAUUUACUAGGUUUGUCCGGUAUGUUUCUAGCUCAUAGCUUUAUCAUUCUGAUUCAAUUAAGUGCAUACAAGCAUUUCAGAACUCAGGUUAAUCUCUGUGCAGAAGUGGAACAUAUUUGUGUACAUAUAAUCCUCGAUAGAUUCCCAUGUGCCACUCGUUCGAGACAGUGCGAUGCCCACGCGAUCAUUCUCUCCUCGUGUUUUCUCAACAAGGGGCAAAGGAAUGCUUUAUAAACUCCAAUCCUGUUUCGUUAGCAGCAGUGGGUUGGGUGAUGUAAGGUAUGGGCGGGGGGUAACGGUGAUGCUCUGAUGCAGGUUUGUUACAAAGAGAAGUAACUAGAGGGGACGAGGUGAACUCAUUGCUUCACCUGCUUCUCCAGACUGUCUAUGCAGAGCCCUGGCCCACAGGUUACUUCUGUGAUUGCUUAAAUCUGUCUGUAGUCAGGAAAACGGACUUAGGGUAAAUCUAAGGGUUAAAGCGGAAGGGGGAGCUGGGAUUAAUGCACAUGCGUCAGGCUUCUGCUGAUAUGCCUCCAAAGAAAUGCUAUGUUAGCAUUGGAUGCAACUGCAAAAAAAAAAAAAAAAAAAAAAUACAAAUAAAACCAUUACCAUGGCCAGCCGCUGCUUCUCUCCGUGGAAGGAGAAACAUCUAAACGGAGGAGUGCUGGAUUACAAACCUCAGGGGAGCUCUAAGAAGGUGCUGGUUAUCUUUCCAUAGAAAUGUCUUCUUGCCUUAGGAAAAUAAAGGGCUAGGAGAGGUCACCAUUGAUAAAAAACAAUGGACGACAGGGACAACAGUGAGAUCAGAGAGGAGGACAACAGCCAGAUUGCGGACCCAGCUUAAAUAGUUAGUGGCAAAUGACUUAAGGGAAGUUUUGAAAAUCACCGGGAUGUUUGAUAUGGUCUCAUAGACUGUGUAGACUCUUGGCCUAAAGGAAGGCCGGAGAAUCACCUAGUUGUACUAAAGGAGCACGUGGACCAGGACAGUAGGGAUGAUUAACACAGAGACCCAUCUUCAGGAGACAGAGGCUCCUGUUUCUGCAAAAUCCCCUUCUAAAGUGCGGAAAAUCACCUGCGACCAGAUUCCCGGUCCCAGCACCUGGACCGUGACCUUAGGUCACCAGUGCCAUGGUCAUAAAAGCAAGCAAAUCUUGGCUUAUCUGAGAAUUUUAGUCCUCACAUAUUAACAGUGAGACUUUACAAAACAAAUGCAGACCAACGAGAAACCAAUGCAGAUGGGCAACUUUGCAGGAUCGUAGACCCCUGGGUUCCUUGUGAAAGGAGAAGGCGGGUUUGGGGGGGGGGGGUGGAGUUGAAUGAGCCACAAAGGCAGACUUUCACACAAUGGAGUUAGGGCUUCUCUGUGGGUCUUCUGCGAACUUUCUCUGUGUCCUAGGCUUAACCCGUAUGGGAUCAGUAAAUCCUGAGGGUCAUUUUCCAAGUUCCCGAUGUACAUAGACUCUGAUUACUCACGAAUGGCGCCGACCCGGUGUAUAACCCAGGAGGAAUCCGUUCCCGCAGUGGAGCCCAUGAUGUGGUGUUUCCUGGUCUAGACGAGUGUUCAUGGUCAGUGCAGGACUGUACGUUUGUAGCAACUUCUCCUUUUUGGCCAAAUGCAGAGCCCCUCCGAUGAGAGCAUUUCAUUUUGUGUUUCUGACACCCAUCAGCAAAGCUUGUCACUCCCUGGUCAUUUGCAGACCGUGUAGCCAGUGGUUACGGAGCCAGGGGGAAUCUGAUGACCAUUGUCUUUUCCAAUAACCAGAUGCCAUUUUUAACUUCAAUAUGCUGUCUGGACACGGUAAGAACUAAUGGCAAUAAACGUCCAGCUGCAUGGUGCACCCCUCUUUUACAGGGGUGAUCUCCUGUCUUUGUAAACCCUCUCUGGCCUCUGAGCAUCUAUUAUAUUGUGUAGAAAUUACAUCUCUAUAUUGUAAAUAAGAGUGUCCAGUGUUGUGCGUCAUGCCUCAUUUGAAAGGCUUUUUUAUGUCUCUUUCUAUUGAAGUAUAGAUAUCUAAUAUACAUAUAUAUAUAUAUACACACACAUAAAUAUAUAUAUAUAAUGUAAAACAGGGACAUUAUAUUAUUUAUUAUAAAAAUUAUAAACAAAAUGCCUGCGAAGAUAAUGGUCUAGUAUGUUUUCAUUCUCAGCGUAUUUUAUGUUUUUUGUUUUUACGAUUUGUUAAGUCUCUCAGAAGUAGUUAGAAAUAAACAUCGCUACUAUUGAGAUCAACUGGAAUUGGUUGUUCACAAGCCAAAUACAUCCAAGAAGCAGGCAUGAACCUAGCGUCACCCGGGGGCAGGACUAAUACCUCAAUGGCAGGUUGAAAGCUCUGGAGAAGGUGAGCCCCAGGGAGAAGGAGGGGAGAGGAUGGGCUCCUGCUGGUGACCGCGCUCCGCAGGUGGGUGCAGGGGGACUUCCGGCCAUGCCAGAUUCGAGCAGAGAUAGAAGGCACAGUCCCUGCCCUCGAAGAACACAGCCUUGUUAUGAAAACCAGAUAGAUCGAAGGUGAGGCACGGGCAGGUGCAAGGCAGUGCUGGAGGGCCAGUCUUCAUGGCCUAGAAAAGGCUGUGAGUGAGAUAUAUGCUCUGCACAGCUGGUCACCGCCAAGGACACUCAUUCACCAAUUCAUUCAUUCAUUAAUUCAUUCACUCAUUCAUCAUUUCAUUCAUUCAUUCAUUCAUUCAGCAAGUGUGUCUUGAGGGCCUGCUGUGCUAGGAGGUCCAGGUAAGAUUGAGCAGCUCGUAGUCUGCUCAGAUGGGAAGGUGACGUAGGUCGGCACCCCCCGGGGGUAGGGAUCAGAAUGUGCUCAGAGGAGAGAUACCCAGCCCACACUGGGGGUGUGUGGGGUCAGGAACAGCCUCGUGCAAGGUAGGAUGUCUAAGGCCAGACACAGGGCUGAGUAAGGCUUGGCCUGGGGAAGGUGGGUUGCAGGGAACCCCCCGGGCAGGGAACGGAAUGACCGAAAGGCUCGAGGAGAGAGGGCCAGGACCUUCGGCACACUGGACGGGCUUAUGGAGACUGUGUCUGGGUCCCAGAGUGACAGAGCAGGGGCGUGAGAGGUCAGCCACCACGCCAGACUCUCUUCUUCAGGAGGAAAUUUUUUGCUGUUGACACUAGUAGGAGAGUUUCAGAGGCGGGGCCUCUGUCAACCCUGUGUUCAUGUCCUUCCCCUGGGUAAACUCCUAGGACAGACCCAACCCUGUGUCUUAUGGGACGCCCAGGGCCACGUCUGCUCCCCCCAGGUCACUUCCGAAGACAGUGGACGUGUCUUCCCGGCUUCUUGUGGAGAGAAAGCUGGAGGGAAUGGCAGUUUGGUUAAACUAUUGCAGUUAUCAUUAUUGUUACUAUUUUCUGCUUUUCUGUUUUUCUUUUCGUGCAUGGAAACAAUCAGGUGAGAUUCCUGCACUGGUAUUUGGGGUGACCACACUGAUCGCUCUUGAUCAUUUGAUGUUUAUUUUUUUAAGUCUAUUUAUUUAUUUUGAGAGAGACAGAGACAGCACAAGCGGGGCGGUGGGGGGCAGGGAGAGAGGGAAAGAGAGAAUCUCAAGCAGGCUCUGUGCUCUCAGCACAGAGCCCAACAGGGGGCUUGAACUCCUGCAACCUCGAGAUCAUGAUCUAAGCCCAAACCAAGAGUUAGAUGCUCAACCGACUGAGCCACCGGGCGCCCCGAUCAUAUGAUGUUUAUGUGGGCGGGGAACGUACGGAGCCCUUCGUUGACAACUGCACAAUCUGCAGCCCCACCAGGUUGAGGUAACUUGCCCAGAGCUACAGCCCCUCAUUCGGUCGUGGAUAUUUCCUAACAGCUGCCCACGAACCAGGCAUGGGUCACAAAGCACAAGGAAACAAACGCGAAGCAGCCCCUCCUGAUGGAGUGUGCAUGAGAGGGGAGGGUAGAAUGCAGAAAGCCACAGGCAUGGUGAGGUGGCAAAGGUCAGUUCGGAAGGAGCCCAUGGGGCUGGGGGUGGUGGUGGUGGUGCGCCAACACAGUAUGUGAAAGGGAAGGAACAAACUAGAAAAUGGCGUGUGAUCCAGGUUUUUCCGUGAAGACCGAAAACAUGAAAAGGGCUAGGACGUGACCAAGUAUCAGUGAGCCCUCACUUAUGCGAGAUGAUGGCAUCCCUCCAAGUCAUGCCCAUUGAAUUGAAAGUCUGCUCUUGGGACGCCGUUUGUUUGGGUUUCAUAGAGUAUAUUUCUGAGCAUCGGCGAUAACCGGGGCUGCUGUGUACCGUUGCACAGGUUGUGUAAAAACACAUGGCAAUGACACAGAGAGGGAGAGUUGUGCUUUCUUGUGUCAUUCGUGCGAGGUAUCCAUUCCAACACCCUUAGGGAGGACGUGUGUCCGUCUUUAACUGAUGGAGCAAAGCAGCAUAUGCUAACACCUGCAUCCAUGUUGUUUGUUUCUGCUUUUUUCAUUUGCUUCCUCUUCCCAUGCCUUACUGCGUACCUAUUUUGUGCUGGGUACCGAACUGGACUAUGCAGCUAUUAGCAUAAAUCAUGCAAUCCUAAAUAAACACUAAAAGGGUCUAGGGGGGGAUAAUAAAAUUUACUGUUUUAUUUUU
This is a messenger RNA of Acinonyx jubatus (cheetah), 9319 nucleotides long. RefSeq names its product family with sequence similarity 135 member B (gene FAM135B). The record is from RefSeq and is a predicted model, not a curated record. The transcript has 20 exons. Lineage: Eukaryota; Metazoa; Chordata; Mammalia; Carnivora; Felidae. The coding region runs from base 242 to 4417 and encodes 1391 amino acids.